Caenorhabditis bovis is the source of this 2322-nucleotide messenger RNA. Lineage: Eukaryota; Metazoa; Nematoda; Chromadorea; Rhabditida; Rhabditidae. The record is from the annotation of a GenBank genome assembly.
AUGUCUGGCACAGCAAGUUUAGUGCACCCGUUACCUGCUAGCGGAGAUUCAAAUCAUCGAGGAUUGCACAGCUUAAAACCAUCUCGAAGGACUGCUGACAAUGAGCCACUUUUACGCUUCCGUGAAGCCAAAAAAGUUCUCGGGGAUAUUUACGGAGAACUCAGGGACAAUGUCGCAGAACUCGAGGGAGUUUAUAACGAUAUUAAAGAUAAGGAUAUUGUGAAAAGUGAACAGCUAGAUGAGAUUGAAGCAAUACGCGAAUCGAUAAAAACCAUAAUGGAAACGUUUCAAAGAGAUAAUAUGAAAGUUGUAUUUUUUGGAAGGACGAGUAAUGGUAAAAGUACAACAAUUAAUGCGAUGUUGCAUGAAAAGGUUCUUCCACAAGGAAUGGGACACACAACGUGUUGUUUUUUACAAGUUGAAGGUUGCGAUGAGGACGAAGGAUACUUGCAGCUUGACGAUAAUCCGCAACGAAUGAAAAUGUCUAGCCUCAGUAAAAUUGGCCACGCGCUCAGCGAUGAAAAUUCGGACCUUCCCGCGAUGGGACAAGACUCGUUGAUUCGAGUUUUCCAUCCGAAACAGGGUCCGAAUAGUGAGAAUCGCUUACUACAAAAUGACGUUGUUAUACUGGAUAGUCCUGGCGUCGAUCUUUCUCCUGAGUUCGAUAGUUGGAUCGACAAGCAUUGCCUCGAUGCCGACGUUUUUGUAUUGGUGUCGAACGCCGAAUCAACUCUGACACAGGCGGAAAAGAACUUUUUUCUUCGUGUUGCUAAAAAGCUUAGCAAACCGAACGUUUUCAUUCUCAAUAAUCGCUGGGAUGCUAGCGCUUCAGAAACUGACAAUAUUGAUGAUGUAAAAAAGCAGCAUAUGACGCGAUUCCGCCAAUUUCUUGUCGAUGAAUUGGAAGUGUGCAGUGAGCGCGAAGUCAACGAUCGUAUAUUUUUUGUGUCGUCUCGCGAAGUUUUGGAAGCUCGCCUAAAAGCGCGAGGAAUUGUUCAAAAGGCCUAUCAGGCUGAAGGUCAUGCGACAAGAGCGAUGGAAUUUGCGAAUUUCGAGAAGCACUUCGAGCAGUGCAUUUCAAAAUCCGCUAUUCAUACGAAAUUUGAAGCGCAUAAUCGACGUGCUCACGAAAUGGUUGGAAAAAUCCGGCUCAAUUUGAAUAGUGUAUUGACAUCUGCUGCGGAAGGAAGAAGUAAUUUGCAGAAUAAACUAAACGAAAGUACGAACAUUUUCAACGAAUGUCGUGUGAAUUUCGCGCAAUUUGAAAAGGCGUAUCGUGAUCAGACGGAACGCCUUCGAUCCGAAGUUCAUUUAAAAGUGUCGGCCGACUUUUUCGAAGAAAUAUCGCGACUUGAUGCGAUUAUUGAUCGAUUCGAUGAACCAUUUGAUGGAUCGUCUGGCGGAAUUGCGAAAUAUAAACAAGAUCUUGCCGUUUUCGUCGAUAAAUGUCUCAGUAGUGACCUUGAGGCGAGAUGCACCGGUGGAUUGAUGUCGAGAAUUUGGAAUUUGGAGAAUGACAUGUUUCAAUAUGUCACAAAAAUACUCGCGGAACCUUAUCAGAACAAACUUGAAGAAGUUUGGAGAUAUCGGGCGCCGUUCAAGUUUAGCAUUUGUGUUGAUGUUCCGGCGCUUGUCAGUGAUUUCCACGAAGAUUUGGAAUUCCGAUUCACAUUUGGACUUCAAUCAAUUAUUCGAAGGAUAAUUGCUUAUAGAAGUGGGCAGCCGAUAACUGCUAUUAAUUCUAAUUUGCUUACCCCAUUGUCAUUGAAAAAUGCGAAAGCGAAUGCAGUUCGAGAUGACGGCGCUGUUGUAGCUGCUGAAGAGCAAGCGAUGAUGACACAAAUGGUGUUGACGUCGGCAGCUUUUCUUGCGAAUGGUUCGCUUGGUGUUCUUGUUGUUGGCGGAAUUGUCUACAAGGCUGUUGGAUGGAGGGUCAUUGCAAUUGGUGGAGCUGCAUACGCUGGAUUAUACGUGUGGGAGCGAAUGCGAUGGAACUCGAGCGCAAAAGAGCAACAUUUAAAGGAGCAAUUCAGAUCACAUUUGGCUGCUAGAAUGCAGCAUGUCGCGUCGGCUCACACGACCCAUUGCGAAACGCAAGUUAUAAGAGAAAUGGACCAAGUUUUCGAUGGGCUUCGCACGACAGUUGGAGGUGUUCAUCGCGAAAUGAAGGCGGACUUGGACGAGCAAAAGAAAGUCAUUGAGGAAGUGGAUAGCACUAUUAGGACUUUAGGAACUAUCAAGGGCAAAGCGGUGUUCCUUCUACGGAAUUUGGAGCAAUUUGCCUCGUCGUACCUUCGCUCAGACUCACCGUCAUCACCAUAG